CACCAACAGACACCUUUCACUCACUUCUACAUCACGCCUACUGCGCACCUCAACAUCAACCCAUUCAUCCCUCCCCCAACACUCCCGCCUGCCAUGACCGAGCACGAAGCCCAAAGCUCUCCCCUGGCCGACGACGUGCCGGACCCAGCUACGCUGAGGCAGCUGCGCAUCCGCAAGAUAACCACCCUUGGCCCCAUGUUGUACAUCUGGCUUGUCACUGUCGUGAUGAUCACCUGUCGCGACGGCGUUGACAGCAUCUUCAAGGCCUACGGUGUGUACGACUGGGCCGGCAUGGUCUGGUUGGCGACCAUGUGGGUGCCCGCCGCUCAGGCGCUUCUCGUCCGCUACAAGAUCAAGUCCAAGGAUGACCAAACGCUCGUUGCUGGCACGACCAAGACCGUCCGCACGUACGAUCUGGAGCAGGCCCGCGAUUUGCUUCGAGGCUGCCUCCUAAUGGCGGGCAUUCAGCUCACCUUCUUUUUCCUUCCUACGCUCUUGGCCGCUGUCAUGCCCGGGAACUGGGACGCGGACAAGGCCUGGAAGACAACGGGCGUACAGCUUGCCUUGAACUUCCUCCCAUUCAACUUCAUCCUCUACCUUCAGUUCCCUAUCUCCCAGAUUCACCUCUUCAACGCCGAGCCCGUCGGCGCAUACGCCCGUCCGUUCUGGCGCCCGAAGGUUGUUCCUCUCUCAGCGAGGUGGAAGGCAUGGCGCCAGCGCCGCGCUGCCGCGCACAACUCCCCCUCAAUCGCUCGAGCUGCAACCACUGCUGGCGAGCUGUUCCCGCCUGAGAAGGAGUCUGUCAAGCUCGUCAACGUCUAGUCUGUCUAGGCUCUGGGUCUGCGCCCACUUUACGUCGGCCGGCAUCUCCAACUAUCUGGCCUCCGCCUAGACCCGAUUUGUAUGACGCUCACAUGUACUCUCGUUGUUCACUGA
Messenger RNA from Vanrija pseudolonga, 936 nucleotides. RefSeq lists its product as uncharacterized. Bases 94 to 822 code for a protein of 242 amino acids. The transcript is spliced from 5 exons. Lineage: Eukaryota; Fungi; Basidiomycota; Tremellomycetes; Trichosporonales; Trichosporonaceae. The record is from RefSeq and is a predicted model, not a curated record.